Molecule: messenger RNA, 1057 nt
Organism: Erigeron canadensis
Lineage: Eukaryota; Viridiplantae; Streptophyta; Magnoliopsida; Asterales; Asteraceae
Product: ABC transporter I family member 1
Exons: 2
Coding region: 201-878 (225 amino acids)
Biological process (GO): cytochrome complex assembly
Molecular function (GO): ATP hydrolysis activity; ATP binding; transmembrane transporter activity
Source: RefSeq, a predicted model, not a curated record
UUCAUACUAGACUGACGCUGGUAAAGGUGUUAACCUCAUAAAGUCACAAUAAAUCCUAAAAAACUUUUAUCUUAGUUAUAGUUGCCAUCUCCGAACUCUUGACGUCGCCGGAAUGUUGCCGGACCCACGUAUUCAAUAAGGUCAUAGUUUGGUUACCUUAUCAACUAUUAGAGCGAUUUCAAACUCUUCGAGGACCCUCAAUGUCGUUACGCGGUCCCCCACUUCCUCGGCUACUUCUCAACAACGUUUCUUGCAUGAGAAAUGCCCAACAAAUCUUACGCCACACAAACAUAUCAAUUCAUGAUGGCGGGGCCCUUGUACUCACGGGUGCAAACGGGUCGGGCAAGUCUACGUUCUUACGCAUGUUGGCUGGGUUCUCUAAACCGUCAGCAGGUGAGAUCCUAUGGAAUGGCCAUGACAUAACCGAGUCAGGAGUUUUUCACCAGUACAAACUUCAACUCAACUGGCUCUCUUUAAAAGAAGCAAUAAAGAGCAAUUUUACCGUUCUGGAUAAUGUUCAGUGGUUUGAAGUUCUUGAAUAUAAACAAGGUAAGUCUUUACCUGCUCUCGAGUUCAUGGGGCUUGGGCGUUUGGCCAAUGAAAAGGCACGAAUGCUUUCGAUGGGUCAAAGAAAAAGGUUGCAGCUUGCAAGAGUGAUGGCCAUGGAUAGACCAAUUUGGCUGCUUGAUGAACCUUCAGUUGCUUUGGACGAUGAAGGUGUGAAACUUUUGGAGCAAAUGAUUGCAGAUCACAGGAGUCAGGGUGGAAUAGUCAUUGUAGCAACACAUUUACCAAUUGAGAUAGAGGAUGCUAUGAUCCUAAGGUUGCCUCCCAGAUUUCCCAGAAGGAUAACUUUAGUCGAUAUGCUUCCACAUUGAGGUGAAAAAUUGAAUUCAUCAUUUUGAACUAUUUAUCUUAUUGCCUGUUAUUGUUUCUCGUAAUAUAAAUAUAUAAUAGGCCAGCUGCCUGUUAUUGUUUCUACGUCUUUUAUAUUGGGCUUGGGGACAUUCAUGGCAAGUUUUGGCAGAAAUGAAAUUGUCUAUGGUAAUUCAUUUCA